Molecule: messenger RNA, 2357 nt
Organism: Tachyglossus aculeatus (Australian echidna)
Lineage: Eukaryota; Metazoa; Chordata; Mammalia; Monotremata; Tachyglossidae
Gene: KYAT3
Product: kynurenine aminotransferase 3
Exons: 14
Coding region: 201-1565 (454 amino acids)
Biological process (GO): biosynthetic process
Cellular component (GO): mitochondrion; cytoplasm
Molecular function (GO): L-kynurenine:2-oxoglutarate transaminase activity; pyridoxal phosphate binding
Source: RefSeq, a predicted model, not a curated record
CGCCCGCUCUCUCUCCCUCCCUCCCUUCCUGAGGGGAAUUUGAAAACGGGACGGUCCGGUUUUCCAAGCCCAAGAAGAUUCCUGCUCACCGGGAGAAGGAGAGGAGCCUGACUCUUCCACUCUGUUUUUUUUUUUUUUUUACCGUUACUGAGAAGCAGCGCGGCUGAGUGGCAGGAGCCCGGCCUUUGGGAGCCAGAGACAUGUUUUUAGCACAGAAGAGCCUAUGCUGCCUUGGCAAUAAAGCACAUCUGUUGAAGAUGGUUUCUAUUUCAAGAUUCCUCACACUUUCUACGUGUGCAAAAAUGUCUUCAAAGCUCAAGAAUGCCAAAAGAAUAGAAGGACUCGAUAGUAAUGUGUGGGUUGAAUUUACACAAUUGGCUGCGGACCCCUCCGUCGUGAAUCUUGGCCAAGGUCUUCCGGAUAUAUCUCCUCCUCCGUACGUUAAGGAAGAACUAGCCAAAGCGGCGGGAAUUGAUAGAAUGAAUCAAUACACCCGGGGCUUUGGUCAUCCUCCUCUGGUGAAGGUCCUGGCCUACAUAUAUGGAAGAGUUCACGGAAGACAGAUCGAUCCGCUCAGUGAAAUUCUAGUGACAGUCGGAGGAUACGGAUCUCUGUUCAGCACAAUGCAGGGGCUAGUUGAAGAGAAAGAUGAAGUUAUAAUAAUAGAGCCUUUUUAUGAUUGCUAUGAGCCUAUGGUAAGGAUGGUAGGAGCGACGCCUGUUUUCAUUCCAUUGAGAACCAAAUCUCAGAUCGGAAGCUCAUGGUCAAGUGGUGACUGGAGGUUAGACCCUCAGGAACUGGCCAGUAAAUUUAAUUCAAAAACAAAAGCCAUCAUAUUGAAUACUCCACACAAUCCUAUUGGCAAGGUGUUCACCAAAGAAGAACUCCAAGUAAUUGCCGAACUUUGUAUUAAAUACGAUACCCUCUGCAUCAGUGAUGAGGUUUACGAAUGGCUGGUGUACCCUGGAAAUAAGCAUAUGAAAAUAGCUUCUUUACCAGGUAUGUGGGACAGAACAAUAACCAUAGGGAGCGCUGGAAAGACAUUCAGUGUGACUGGCUGGAAGCUUGGCUGGUCUAUCGGUCCCAAGCACCUGAUAAGACAUUUGCAGACCGUUCAACAGAACACUCUGUACACUUGUGCCACGCCUUUACAAGAGGCUUUGGCUCAAGCCUUCUGGGUCGACGCGAAACGCAUGGACGAUCCCGAGUGCUAUUUUAACUCUCUGCCGCGGGAGCUGGAAGGAAAGCGUGAUCGGAUGGCACGUUUGCUCCAGAGCAUUGGCCUGAAGCCCAUCGUCCCCGAAGGAGGGUACUUCAUCAUUGCGGAUGUUUCCUCACUAAAUGCAGAUCUUUCUGACAUGAAGGAAAACCAACCGUAUGACUACAAAUUUGUGAAAUGGAUGAUUAAAAAUAAGAAACUGGCUGCCAUUCCUGUUUCAGCGUUUUGUAGCUCUGGGACCAGGCUGCAGUUUGAGAAGUUUAUACGAUUCUGCUUCAUCAAACGAGACAGUACGUUGGAUGCAGCCGAGGCAAUCAUCAAGGACUGGAGUAUGCAGAAGUCUUGAUGGACGCUAAAACUUUCAACCGUCCACUUUGAAUUUAUUCCUAACUUUAUAGCAGGAACUAACAGCCGCCGUUCCCGGUACCCGGAUAUUAGUUAGCUAGUUCAGUCACCUAGUAGAUAUUGAAAUCGAGCAUCUCAGUGGCAACUAAGGAAUCAUUUCUGUUUUCCCAAAAUAUUUAAGUCCUUCUCCCUGGCGGAAUAUUCAGGGGACUUUAGAGUUUCUUCAAUGACCACUUCCUAAAACUCUUCAAGCCCAAUUUUUCCAGUGCCCAAAGUCAUUCCCUAGUAGUAAAUGAUCGACUUUUGGGGAGCCCGUCAACUUCUUUAGCAUUGCCCGGGGCAAGCGCCGUAUAUGCAGCCGUGUACUAAAUUGGUCGCCUUCAAUCCCUGCCAACCAUCAUUCACUGACAAUUAUUGGAUGAAGAGCACGGAACUAAGUUCUUGGGCAAGUACGCGGACAGGGAGAGACACAUGUCCUGCCCCGGGCGGUUCGCUUGGGCAUCGAGAGGAUUGAAAAAAUGCCUAUUUGUUCAACCAAAAUGUAGAGACUUUAAAGGAAAAUGAAGCGCCGGUAAUUUAUCGGUUGGGGUGGUCUAGGGGAAAAUGUGAGAAACUGAAAAAUUAGAAAACCGAUCUAAAUUACUAACAGAACUGAAAGUGUAUUUCUUGUGAAAGACUGUUCCAAAAAACAUUUUGGUUUCUAGCACUGCACCAUUGCCCUAGUGAAAUUUCUUCACUCUGCCCCUCAAAUUUAAUUUUUUCUGAUAGUUUCAUAAUAAAGUGUUUAAUCACA